This is a messenger RNA of Amoebophrya sp. A25, 5846 nucleotides long. The record is from the annotation of a GenBank genome assembly. Lineage: Eukaryota; Dinophyceae; Syndiniales; Amoebophryaceae.
AGAUGUGGUGUGUCUGUCAUUCUAAUUGUAGUCCUUUUUUGAUGGCUCAUCUUGUUGUUUGGGUUGUUGGAAGAGCAGUGUAGAUGAUUAUUCUAACUGCUUUUGUUAAAAAGUUAGCGAAGAAUUGCAGAAUUCGCUAUUCUGCAAAGAUACAACAUAUCUUUUACUUUUGUUUUUUAUAGAAGAUUCGUUUUUUAAAUUCUCAGGCUUAUCAUGAGAGAUUGUUGAAAAGUUAGCUACUAGACGUAGAUAUUCAUAGUAAGUAAGUAGCAUCUCAAACAGUAAUCCUUAUUCAUCUCGAUCUCUCAGAGGAUCUAAGAAAGAUGACGAACCCGUUCGAGGGGGAUGGCGACGAGCCAGUCGACGUGCCUGGUGAUCGAAUUACAUCAAGCGAGGAGGAAAACCUGGAAAAAUCGGUACUCAACGUUUCUCGAAGCUCAACCAUGAUCUACUCUUAGCUGCACGUGCUGCAUCUUAAUAUUUCGAUUUCCUUUUUCGGACAAGUUGUACAAGAUAUGAAUGCGUACUUAUGUCAACUCUUGUUGACUCCACCACUAAUUUUUGUAGUCUGAUGAAAGAGAACAAGAAUGGUAGUUGGUUUUCUUGAAUAGAUUUCAUCAAUUAAUACUGAGUAUUAAAUACUCGUGCAGGUCGUCCGCGAUUCCGAGAUGAAGGGUGCGGCUGGAGAGCAGGAGAGUGACGUUGAGAAGGAGGAGCGUUCUGAAGAACAGGGUCAAGAACAGAGUGGUGGAUCCGAGCGCGGCGCUGACGAUGAUGAAGAAGCGAGUAAGGACGCAGGCGCGGGGGACGACAAUGGAGACAAUGAAGAUGGUGCCUCAAAGAUCUCGAAAGGGGAUGGAGGUGGUGAUGAAGAAAGUAAUGCUCCGGAAGACGAAAGCAAAGCAGCCGGCGACGAGGAAGAUGAGGAGGAGGAGUUUGAUCCCGUGAAGGCGCGCAUUGAAGAAUUAGUCACAGCAUGGACUGCCACACACGACGUAAGUCAAGACCGUCUGACAGAGCGCGAAAACUACGAUCGCUGGUACGAGAAGGAGCAAGCCGCAGAUGCGGGAGAAAAAGGCCUCACAAAGCCACUCUUCCCCGAAAUCUGGAAGCACCUCCAGGAGAAGAAGGAACGCGAAGAAAGCGUGGCACGCAAGGAAAAACAAGACGAAAUCCGCCGUAAGCGGGAAGAAAAACGAGAGCAGACGAGGAAAGAACGCGAAGAAAAGCGAACGCAGAAGCGUGGAGCGUCCCAGUCGCCAAGAAACCAUCGUACUUGAGCAAGAGACUGAUACACUGCGUAAUCAAUUGAUGAUGUUUCAGCAAACGGUAAAACUACAACUUGCACUGUUGAGGUGUUAGUACCUUCGUUUGAACGAUCAUAUUCACAAAAAUUGUAUCAACACUAUUAACAAAAGCUAAAACAAUUUCAGGUGAGGAUGAAAAGCGUCGUCGGCGCUCUGAGCCGCGCGACGGUGGCAAGGCUUUCGACUUGCGCACUGCAUCCAAAGAGGAGAUUCGGGAGCGCAAGAUUGCUGACAUGAAUCGUUUUUUGCCGGUCUUCGAAAAAUGCUGCGCCGAGCACGUUUUUGCUCGAAAGCUUCCGUUUAAUGUGUACCAUCUUGGUGACGUUCUGGAGCAUGAGUUCGACUUUACAGCAGACACCGCUCUCUGGGACUUUCGUGCGCUUUUGCGCUUUACGCGUGACGAAACCGCGUCCGAUCCGCUCUUCGAGUUUGAGGAUCCCAACUACAGCAAGCGUCGUAAUUUGACCGCGGGCUUGUUCUUCGUCUGGUUCAAGCACGGCGUGAAGACGGACCUCACGAAGGAUCCGAAUUUGUACUCGAACAAGUACUACAAGCCGAACUGCGCGCACCGUGCCCCGGAGUUGGCACGCAUCAACGAGGAGUGGCAGAAAGGAGAGGCCUGCGGUGAGAGCCGUGCGGAAUUUGAAUUCUCGAAAAACCAGGUGAUGGAGGCGUGGGAGGAUGCGUUGAAGGAACUCUGCGAAGACGGACUGCCCGUUCCGCUGCCGGUCCACGUGAAAGAGGUCACAAAUUUCUUGUUGACCAAGCGGCCGGAAAUGGCCACUCUCAAUACGGAAUUCGUGGACUCUCACGACAUCUGGCGCGAAGCCAAGCGCCGUGGCAUUGUCGACCUGGACGGUGACCGUGGCGAGAGCACGCGCAUGAUCUGGGUCAAGUUUCCGUACAUUGCGAAGACCAAUCCGAAGCCGGAUCACGUGCUGGGUGUCGGAAACCCAGACUCGAAAGAAUCGAGCAAUAAUUACGAGCGGGAUCAGCACUCGAAGGAAGACAGGAAGGGUAAUGGCAAGGGCUUCUUCAGCAAAGGCGUGGGAAAGUCGGGAGGCAAAAACUACGGGGAAUCCUCCAGCGGAUUCCGCUGGGAUCCAUGGUCACUGCCGCCAACGAGCUACAAGGGUCAAGCGUACAAUAACAAAGGCUCAUCGCGUGGCGGAGGCAUGAUUUCUCGCUUUGAUUCUGGACCCGACAGCAAAGGCUACGGGGACGCAAAACGUCGCGGAGAUUCUCGAGGACCGCGCGCACAGCGAGCUGCUGGUACCAAAAAACACAAUUUUUUAUUUGACGAGACCUGACUUGAUAUUCUCUGGGCUUCGCAGGGAAUCCAUCUUGAUGUCGAUCAUGCGGUUACUUGUUCCACUACAUGGAGUUCCACUCAUAGCGUCUUCUCAUCAAUCCUCAGAUCAUUUCCUUAUCUGCUUAGAAUCCAAGUAUGACAAUGACUGGGGAUUUUAAGUCAUCGAGCGUCACUCUCUCUCUUUCUGUGAAACCAAUCGAUGUAAAAUUUUCUAUUGCACCAGGAGGAAAACGCGGAGUUGAGCUGACACGACCGGCAGACCGCGAGCGCAUGGACCGUGAGCGGAUGGACCGAGAUCGCGCAAAUAAGGUAGAUCGGGAUGGUGAGGCCGCACCUCUCCCACCACGCGGAAGAGCGCCUUUGCCGCCACCAAGAAAGCGAGCGGGAUCAGUACUUUUUAUUUUUUACCUUGAACAAGAUGUGUGCGGUCACAUUGUAGUUGCUCGUUUAAAUAUACAAAUGUUGUUGCUCAUGCAGAUGCUUUCCAUCGAUCUACAAUCGGCUGCACAAAAAUCAUUCCAAACACCUCAACUCAAACUCUCCUUGAUGAAUGGUGAUCGUCUAUCCGAUUCCACCAAACUAUGAUUUUUAAUAGGACUCGCCGCCGAAAGAUCGCGCCCGUGACAACAGCGAGGAGCCACCUCCACCCCGUCGUGAGGAAGCUGCACCUUUGCCUCCCAGCCGCGGCAACCGUGGCACGGAAGAUCGACGUGAUAAGGACACUCGAGGACGCGGUGAAAUCGCACGCGCAGGAUCGCGAGCCGAGCCACCGCGAGAUGACAGGCGGCGAGGAGACCAGGACAAUCGCCGUGACGAUAAUCGCCGCGAUGGCGGACGUGCUCCUCCUCCAGCUUCCAGGGACGAAGAUCGUCGUGGAGCAAGAGAUGAAGACCGGCGCCCGGCUCACAAAGACGAUCGUCGUCGCGAUGCUCCUUCAAAAGACGAUGAUCGGAGUCGUGGACGCGGGCGUGACGAUGACCGACGUGGCAAGGUAAACGAUGACGAUCGACGCGGAGCAAACCAGGCAUCCAGCAGAGGAAGAGGUGGAGGACGUCCCAAUGGUCGCGAUGCGCCGCAGGACCGGCGUCAAGAGCGCGUGCGCAGCGAUCGUUCCCCAGCUCGUGGUGACGAUGACAGAAGGGCUAAUGGCCGCCAGAAUGACCGAGGUAACGGCCCCUCGUCGCCGACGCGCAAUAGAAGUGGUGGAGACCGCGAGCGAGAUGACCGUCGCAAUAACGACCGCGACCGAUCCGCGUCUCGCAAAAACAACGAUCGUAGAUCCCCGGAAACACGUGACAAUCGCGAACCAGAGAACAACGCUGAAAACAAUGAUCGAGCGCGCUCUGUCUCGCCACCUCGCGAAAAGAGUGAGGAGCGCUCCAAGACACCUCCACCGGUCGUUGACGAGGGCCCGGCUCCGGUGAGGCCUCCACCAAAGCGUCAAGACAGUCGUAGACGUGACAGACGCCGAGAUCAGCCGAAGUCUAUUCCGGUUUCGCCACCGCGUAUUGGUGUUGCAGGACCAAUAAGACGCCGUCGAAGCAACUCACGUCGCGCUCGUGGCCGGGCGGACAGCCGCCGGCGCAAUCAAGGUGCGAAGCGCCGCCGAUACGACUCGCGUUAAAAACUUUACAUGUAUGCUUGACGUUUGAAUGUUCAGAUAAGUAUUCAGUCACAGCUAGUGUACGAGUACUCUCUCGAUCAUGUAGCCUAAAUCACGUAGGGAUGUUGAAAUGAAAAUAGAAGUACUUCUGAGUGAGUUUUUAUUCAUGAUUCAAAUGGAUUAUAUGUUUCUUUCAAUGUCUGGUAGGCUCUCCACCUGAAUCUUGAGCAAGAAGAUACGAAGUAUAACAUCAGCUUGCUCAAGUACACCAUUUUGGUUGGUGCGCAGACCGGGGCACUUCUUACCGACACUGCCCUUGACUUAUUGACAUCAUUUCAGGGCGGCAAGCAUACCCACACGACUGCAACUACUAAAAGAUGUUUUGUUUUAUGUAAAUGAGGUGCCGACGCCCGACACAAACACAUCAGCCACAUAGAUAUAGAAAUAGAAAAGGAAGUGCAAAAAGUUUUUAUCAUUAGCAUUGCAAGGAACACGACAAUGAAAGACAGAACUCACUUCCUUAUCCCUGCGUCAAUCUUGUUGUGCUAACAAAGAGGACUCACUGUUGGCAUAGGAUACAUUAAGUGCAAGAGCAGCUGCAAGUAGCGGAGUAAACAGCAGGCUUCGAGGGAGAUCAAGGUCUUGGGCUUCUAGGACAAUCUAGUGGUACAGAGGAAGGACCCUCAAUUUGAGUCUUCAAGAAAAAACUGCUUCGGAGUUUACUACGCUGUGGCGGUCUGGUCUUGGUGCACGUGUAGCCUCCUCGUGAUGGCGUUCGGAUAUUUAUGCCAUGAGAGCGAGAAAGAAAAAACUUAGAUCUAAUGAAAUAAGCGUGUGAGAUGACCAACUGCUGAAUCAAUUCUAGUUUUUUUAAGAAUGCGAAAUUGGUAGUCGUACCCAUUGAACCUUGAUUUAACUUCCCCGCAUAAGUUGUCAGAGAAUCGUGAUCUUCCCCGCCCUCUUCUAUACUUGAUGACCUUCGUCGAACACUUACAUAUACAAAUACAGUAUCUAAGAAGACAAUUUCAAUUAUGUACAAACAUGAUUCAAGCGAAGUUGCUCAUCAUACAAAGAUGACCAUCAUGACCCGCAAAACACGUGAACGACGACGAAGACUAGGAUUAGUUGUCCACCGAACAUAGAUAUUUGGAGCAAAUGGGUAGCACUAGACUAUUUAUCUCUUGAUCUUGCUUGAUUAUGUUUCUCUUAUGUCGAUGUUCUUCUUCAUUUAACCGAAUACAUAUGUUAAAAGUUUUCAAAGACAAGUCAGCAAUCCGUGUGCCAUCCCCAUGCGCUCUUAUCAACUGUGGAUUCCCCCAAACAACAUGACAUAUUAUUUUUCACACGCCCACUGACUCACUUUAGUUGUAGCUCGCAUUUCUUGAAGGUCUUGAGGAUCUUAUUUUUCUUCUAGUCCACGAGCUUCGUUGUGUUGUGUCUUGAUCAUUCAAAUCUUGAGGAGGGUCACGAGUUACGCGUGUGUGGUGUUUUACGUGGUUAGCCCUGGAGGAGAGAUACGAUCCUUAUAUAUAGAAUUUCCGUCAACAAUGUGAUCCUGAAAAAGCUCAUCGCGAUGACACCCUCGUCAGACACAGCCCUCUGGUCUUGUUCUGAGAACUAGCAC